GAAUCGAGUUUUGGACUAUAAAUUUUUGUUUUCCGCUGCGUUAUCCAAGCCUCGUUUCCCAACAGUGGUAUCGGAGCCGGCUUACGAAGUUACUAGUUUAGUAGUUUUUACCGUUAUUGUUUUUGUAGAUUAGUCAAUAAAUUUUGGAGACAAAAAUUUAACCCAUUAAAAGUUUAAUUAGGUGGCCAUAUUUAGAUACUGGACCUAAUAUAAUUUUGUUCAGUAAUUUUCGGAAUUACUGUUUGGGAAAUUUAAAGUAUUUUAUGAUUUUUAAUUAAAUUACUUGCUAGUUUAAUUAAUUUAUUGUUGAUAGUUUAUUCCGUAGAAUAGAAUAAACUAGGUCUGGGGCGAGCGCGGUUCGCCCGGUGUAUGCUUUAAUAUGUAUGAUGUGAUGCAUGUGAUGCUUGUAUGUAUUAUUGCAUGGUGGAUGAUUGUGGCUUAGUUAUAUUUGUUGUAAUUUUAAAUACGGCCUGCGUGUCGUGCCUCAUCUCUAUACUCUGGAUGUAAUUCUCUUCUUUACCUCAAAUAUUCUUUUCUCUCGAAAAUUAUAAGAAGAUAAGAAGACGAAGAGGAGUUGCAAAGGGCAAAUGUCAUCACUGUGGUAAGGCAGGCCACUGGAGAAGAAACUGCAAGACAUACCUCGCAACCAAGAAGAAGGAAGGUACGACCAUUUCUUCUGAGGUGUAUGUUAUAGAAGUUAACAUGUCUAUAUCUUCAUCAUGGGUACUAGAUACUGGAUGUGGGUCUCAUAUCUGUACUACCAUGCAGGGACUGAAGCAGAGUAGACGGUUAGCUCGAGGCGAGAUUGAACUCCGAGUCGGCAAUGGUGCACCUGUUGCAGCUUUGGCAAUCGGAACUUAUAGUUUAGUCUUGCCUAGUGGUCUAAUGUUGGAAUUAAACGAUUGCUUGUACGUUCCUGCAAUUAGCAGAAACAUUAUUUCUGUUUCAUGUCUUGAUAAGAGUGGUUUCAUCAUUUCUAUUAAAGACAAGUCCCUUUCCGUUUACAGAAAGAAUGUUUUCUAUGCUAAUGCCAACAUGACCAAUGGGUUAUAUGUCCUUGACUUGGACAUGCCUGUCUAUAACAUAUCAGCCAAGAGGAACAAACCGAACGGUUUGAACCAAACAUACCUAUGGCAUUGUAGGAACACCAUACCAGCUAUGGACAGGCAAAUGCCCGGUUCUGUCACACUUAAAGAUUUGGGGCUGUGAGGCUUAUGUCAAACGUCUUAUGACGAAUGGCAAGCUUGACGCUAAGUCUGAUAAGUGUUUCUUCGUGGGAUACCCAAAGGAAACUCGAGGGUAUUCAUUCUAUCACCCUAUCGAUAAGAAGGUAUUCGUUGCUCGCAAUGGUGUCUUCCUCGAGAAGGAAUUUCUCUCCAUCGCAACUAGCGGGAGAAAGAUAGAGCUCGAAGAAAUUCGAGACGACGAA
This is a messenger RNA of Cuscuta campestris, 1429 nucleotides long. Lineage: Eukaryota; Viridiplantae; Streptophyta; Magnoliopsida; Solanales; Convolvulaceae. The record is from the annotation of a GenBank genome assembly.